Messenger RNA from Protomyces lactucae-debilis, 2339 nucleotides. RefSeq lists its product as uncharacterized. The transcript has 2 exons. Bases 327 to 2285 code for a protein of 652 amino acids. NCBI's taxonomy places the organism in Eukaryota, Fungi, Ascomycota, Taphrinomycetes, Taphrinales, Protomycetaceae. The record is from RefSeq and is a predicted model, not a curated record.
CUGGACAUGGACCAAAACAACAACCACAAGAAGGGGCCGCGGCUCUGUAGCUACAAUCUGCUGUAUGAAGAGUCAUUGAAGACUAGCUCUCUCGCUCCAUAGACAUGCCACUACAAGUCUCGCCAUGGCCGAGCACGCUGCAAAAUGCCAUCGCCUGGAGCGAAGAGGGCACCUUUGCGCUCCUUCUUCAAGACCACGUCGCUAUCUUUGUAGGCUACCAGACGACACAAAACUAAGCUGACUUCAAGGCGCGUGAUGCAGAAGGCAAGCUGUGCAUCAGCAGGCUUCCCUACAAAGGGCAGACCCACUACUAUGGCACAUGCAUAAUGCAGUGCUCAACCGAGGACGUACACUCACUAACAGAAGAAAAUCCGGGAGUUGGCACCCAGCUGUGCUGGUCUUCUUCCCGCCUCACACGCGAUCAGUUACCAAUGUUGGCUAUUCGCACAUCCUGUCAUAGGACAGCCAUUUACCGUCCAACGUUAGACCCAAACAAGCAUGCCUGGCUCUUGACGCAUCUGCCCUACAAACUUGGACUGGAGCGUGCAGACUGCAGUCUCAAACAUGUGGAUGAUGCUCAGACAAUCAAAGAGCUCCGUCAUAUGUGCAUCACUUGGCUGCCGCAAACCCCGACGGGCCAUCAUUUUUUCGUGGCAGGGACGCAACUUGGUGAAUUGCUUUUUCAUCGCAUCACACAUGAGGAGUGCCAUGUACCUUACCGCAUCAAGGUCAGCGAUGCAGCUCUCGCGCAAGUGCACGCCACUAGUUGGCACAGCGAUGUCUUGCACUUGGCAGCUGUCGAUGCAAAGGGUGACGUUUUUGUCACUACAUUUGAUACUUCACUCGCUGUUCAGUGCGUCCUAUCGCGCCCAGUCAUUCGCGCGGCCAGCAAUGACGCCGUAUGCAACAAUGCUCGCAUCUGCGUUUUUGCAGACCAGAUUGUCGUGGUCUGCGCAUACCCAGGCAUCAUGACGAUUAUCAGCGUCAGUCUUCCGAGUAUGGCCAUCAAAAAGCAGGAUGUACCUCUUGGCUUUCUGGAUCAAACGGUGGGGCUUCUAUUAUACAUCGAUGAUCUUGAAUUGAAGUUGCUGGCGCUUGGUUUCAACGGCUCGUAUCUGGCGUUGCGCUUCAAUCAAGACAUGUCUUACCAACCAGACAGCUACCUGAGCGGUACAAUGGAUGCCUUUAUCACACAGCAGCUAGACCGUCUCGAGUCAACACGCAAACCUUCAUUGCGCUUCUUUGGCAUUUCAUCUUCACCUGGUGACCUUCUUGCAUCCAUCGCAUUCGAGGCAUUCGCUGGCAACCAACCGCGAUACCUAAUUCUUUCGCAGCAACAAACAUCUGUGCACAUAUUGCGUUUGAAAGACGCACGCAAAGGUUUGACACAGAUUGUCUCUUCCUAUCUCAACGAUUCGAUGUCUACGAGCGUUGAGCAGCUCAAGAAUCUCGCGGCAUGGUCACGAGUGGAAUUGAUGCCGCUUGUACAAGAACAGAUGGAUACUACACCAUCCGGCUCUCUACAGACAAUGCUGUUCAAAAAUCCUGCGCACAACGCCAAGCGGCUUCAGUGCUUGACACUUCACCAAGCAUCGUCGUCCACGGCGGAGACGCGGCCAUACACCGAUGUCACUUUGCUACAUUGCUUGCUGACUGCUAUCACUCAAAAUACGACGUGCCGACUCGAUACUGAUUCACUCGACAUGCUCAUGCGCUUCGCACGAUUCAUCUGCCUCUACCGCUCAAUUGACAGCAUGCUUCUCGGUUCGGCUCUCACCAUCAUCAAAAGACUGCAAGGAGAGAAUCAAGAUGUCAAAUGGCUCCAGAUAUGCUACGAUCAUGCCAUCAAAUCGCCUGGAACUACCCUACCAGACGCAAAACAGAUUCCGCCAGUAGACUCAUGCGUCAUUUGCAACGAGCCCGUGCUCGACGAAGACUCGACUCAAUACGCACACUGCGCUCGCGGACACGUUUGGCAGCGCUGUACAAUCACUUUGGCUCCUAUCAUGGUAGAGGAUAUUCGCAGCUGUCCAAAUUGCAAUGUUCAUGCGCUCGUUGUGCCCGAGGUCGGCAGAGACAACGAGACGCUUUUCCGCUCAUUGCUAAGUUCGUGCCCGCUUUGUCCACACUGCUCCAGCAAAUGGCGUCACAGGCAGCCUGAGCUUGGCAUCAUCGAACGUGACCCUCGCGGUGUCGUCAAUGAGCAGCCUGAACCGCCAGAGCUGCCACCCGAGGUGGUGAAGAAGCUUGCGGCGGAAGCUGCAAAGACUCCUGCUGCUACGUAGUAUGUCCAAGUCGUAGCAACUUGUAUAACUUAAUCAGUAGCCUUGUAGCCAUGA